CCCGGGAAGGACGAGCUGCAGGGGACCAGGAGCGGCCCUCCUGUCACUUCCGUGGCUGCCGACAUGGGACAGAUGGAGAAGGCUGAAGCCAAAGACAGUGGCAUCUCCACGGAGCCCCACAAGGUGGUGGCCGGGACUACAGCCAUGCAGUCCAACAUGGGAGAGGAAAUCCAGAGGAUCAAGGAGGCACUUGGCCAGACCACACAUCUCUGCGAGGAUCUCCAUAAGGAGAUCAAUGAGAUGAAGGCCACACAGUCCCGCAUGGGAGAAGGCAUCCGGAUGAUCCAGGAAGCACUUGGUGAGGGGAACCUCCAGGAUGCUGCCGGCCAGCCACUCGUCCUCCACAACCAGCCUGCCCUUGCCAAGCCCCAUACUUCAGACAUGGACAAGCUGGAGCAGAGCCCUGGUACCCAGACCACCACGCCAGGGAUACAGACAGGGACCCCCAGUGGCCAGAGUGGCACCACUGGGACACAGCCGGGUUCCCAUGCAGGCCAUGCAGCUAUGGAGAGCGUCACCAGAGACCAGUCUGAGCUCCAGGAACAAAUGUCCUCCCUGCAAAGCCUGGCCAGAGACCUGCAGGGUAAAAAGAAGAUCAGACAGCUGGAGGAUGCCCUUGGAAAACUGGGUGUGACUGUAGCCACGUGUGAAGUGGAUGGCACCAACCAGAUACCCCUACAGCUGGAGUCUGCAUUGCAGGAGAUUAAGCAGGAGCAGAAGGAGCUGAGAGAUGAGCAGAAGAUUACCAAGGCCACACUGAAGCAGCUGGUCACAGCUGACCAGCUUUAUGAGCGGCUGAGUGAGCUGAGAGCAAUGAUGGGGAAUGUGGGGCAGCAGCAAGGAGAGUCACGGGCAGUGUGCCUUGACCGCAGCUCAGACACCAAGCUUGUGAGGAAGCUCCUACACCACUGUGAAAGGCUUCAGGAGCAGUUGGACUCCCUGAUGCCACAGCAGGUGCAGAAGACACAGAAGACCCAGGAUGAGGAGCUGCUAAAGAGCAUCCAGGCCACCAUUGUGCGGGUGGAAGGGGACUGCGAGCAGCUCAGCUACAUCACGGGGAGCCUCCGAGAUGAUCAUCGCCAGCAUCAGAAAGAUAUUGAGGCUCUGUUCCGGUCCCUGGAGGGUCUUGAGAAGAAAGCAGACAAGGAGGACCUGCUGCUGCUGAAGGUGGACAAAGCUGCCCUGGGCAGCAAAGUGAGUUGUGCCCAUUUUGAUGCGAGCAUGGAGCGCCUGGAGGAGAGGAUACAAGUGUUGCUGAGACGGGUGUUAGGCCAGGAGCAGCGCUGGCAGGAGGCCCGGCAGUGGUUCAGUGAUGCCCUGGACUCCAAGCUGGAUCGCCUGGAGCUGGGACCUUUCCAGAAGAAGCUGGAGGAAACCUGGGCGAGGAUCAUUGAGAAUCUCAAGGACGAGUUGUCGGUAGAGGUUGACAACGCUGCUGGAAUUAAGCAGCAGCUGCUGGUCCCUUACAAGUGCCUGUCCUGUGACCAGUACCUCAACAUCCAGGUGCCUGGCCCGCACGUUGACAUACUGCCGUUUUUUCCACCGUUGCCCAGCAGCCACGCUGCACACUCCUCUACCGUCACCACAGAGGAGCAAGCACAACAGCACGGUCACAGGAAGCUGGUCAAAAGCAAGUUCCUCAAGUCGCAGAGCUGCAAGGGUCAGGACACAUCCAGUGCACUGCUCAAGGAUGUCCUACAGAUCUCCAAAAAGCCUGGUGUGACUGAGCUGCUGAGCACAGAUGACCGCAUGGACUGGGGCCAGGAGCACAGGCCUGAGGUGGCAGAGGGGCCACAGGAUAAGCUAGGCCCUACUACCUUUGAAGAGCACCAGCCAGCCUCAGACCUCAAACACUGAUUCUGGGCACUGCAGCAUUUGCUCCAAAUGCAAUCCCCGUGGAUGGAACCACCAGCCAGGC
Molecule: messenger RNA, 1918 nt
Organism: Hirundo rustica (Barn swallow)
Lineage: Eukaryota; Metazoa; Chordata; Aves; Passeriformes; Hirundinidae
Product: glutamine-rich protein 2-like
Exons: 16
Coding region: 64-1857 (597 amino acids)
Source: RefSeq, a predicted model, not a curated record